Lactuca virosa is the source of this 396-nucleotide messenger RNA. The record is from the annotation of a GenBank genome assembly. Lineage: Eukaryota; Viridiplantae; Streptophyta; Magnoliopsida; Asterales; Asteraceae.
AUGUCUUAUACUGGAUUUUUGGGGUUUCUUGAACGAUUCAAACAAGAGAAGUGUGAGAAGCUUUAUUAUUGUCAACCUGAUUUAGAAAUCCCAAAAGGUUUAACCUUGAUUUCUAAUGAACUUCAAUAUCAAGAGGUUUUAGACGUUGCUUAUCGGUGUGGAGUACAACUGCCUAUUUACAUGGACCAUUAUGGUACUACUGUGCACAUUACUAAGGAAAAUGAAACUGAGGAUAAUUAUUAUGUUAUGUCAAACAUGUCAAUCGAAAGGGAAGAAGGUAUUAACCUAACUGAGUUCAUGAGUCCACAACAGAGCAGCAUGGAAAGAGUAACCUAUGAAGGAGUAAGUCAGGCAAAUGAAUAUGAGGACGCCACAGAAGGUGAAAAUCCAAAAUAA